This is a messenger RNA of Apodemus sylvaticus (European woodmouse), 1263 nucleotides long. RefSeq names its product alpha-1-antiproteinase-like. The record is from RefSeq and is a predicted model, not a curated record. The coding region runs from base 1 to 1263 and encodes 420 amino acids. The transcript has 4 exons. Gene Ontology annotation, biological process: negative regulation of endopeptidase activity. Lineage: Eukaryota; Metazoa; Chordata; Mammalia; Rodentia; Muridae. Gene Ontology annotation, molecular function: serine-type endopeptidase inhibitor activity.
AUGGCAUUCACCAUCCUGUUCCUCUGGCUGUUCCUGCCUGGGCUGGUUCCCUGUUCCUGUGACCCAGAGACACCACCAACAGAGACUUCAAAUGUGUCUCGAAUACCAGCGAUCCAAGGGGUACGGUCAUUCUUCAACAACCAAAAUUUUGCCUUGAGCCUGUACAAACAGCUACCACAGCCCAAAACUGGCAGGAACAUCAUCUUUUCUCCACUCAGUAUCAUUGUGCCUCUCGUGCUGCUGGCCUUCCAGCAGCCGAAGCCGGAAGCCCGACACCAGGUCCUGCAGGAUCUAGGAUUCAGAGUCACAGGAGCCUUAGAUACUAAAGCUGCCAUGCAGUAUGGGGAGUUACUGAGUACCCUCCUGCAUGCUGACCACUGCGGGGUCCAAACAGGAAGUUUGCUCUUUAUAGACAAGACUCUAAAGCCAAAAAAGACGUUUCUCACGCUAGCCAACAGCUCCUACAACAGCGAUGUCAUCCUCAUCUCUUUUGGGAACCAUGAGUUGGCCAAAAAGCAGAUAGACUUGGCCAUCCGUGCCAAGACCCAUGGCAAAGUUACAAGGCUCCUGAGAAAUCUGAAGCCACCAACUAAUUUGUUUCUGGCCAAUUAUAAUUUCUUCAAAGGGAAAUGGAAACAUUCCUUUAACCCGAAGUACACAGGGAUGAGGUACUUCUCGUUAGGUCAUGGGACCAAUACCCUGGUACCAAUGAUGCAGAGGAUAGGCUGGUUCCAGCUGCAGUAUUUCUCCCAGAUGCACAGCUAUGUCCUCCAGCUGCCGUUCACCUGCAGAAUCUCAGGGGUCUUCUUUCUUCCCAAUGAUGGAAAACUUAAGGAAUGUGAAAAGGCACUGUUGGAGCAGAGUUUUGACACGUGGAUUCAACCCCUUCCACUGAAAAAGAGGUGGCUGUUUUUCCCUAAAUUCUCCAUACCCGUUGCUCUUCAGCUGGAAAGGUUCAGGCAUGUUAACAGUAACCUUAAACUGUUCAACGAACACAUGGACCUCUCAGGAAUCACUCUGCAAAAAGCACCCUUGAGGGUCACCACGGCAGUACACAGGGUGGAGCUGACUGUGGAUGAGGAUGGAGAGGAGGAGGAUGUCUCCAACAUCAAUUUCUACCCUGAGCCAAGCCUUGCUACCCUCCACUUCAAUAGAUCCUUCCUACUACUAAUUCUGGAUGAGGCCAGCAACAGCCUUCUCUUCAUGGGGAGAGUAGUGAAUCCCACUAGAGUCAACAUAUCGGAUAUUGUACACAGUCCCUGA